ACAAUAAGCAGCAUGAGGCCAACCUACCGCCUUUAUCACUAUAUAUUUACAACAGUGCUCGCCUGCUCACGUUCAGCUGCGCCCAUCUAGAGGAUAGAACGAACAGAAACAAUACCGUUCCCUACCAAAAACCUGGAUAUCUCACAACGGGAGCCAUAAUUAAUCCAUUCUGGAUUUACAGAAGCCACUCCGUCUCUGUAUGGAAAAAUCUCUAACUUUUGAAAACAUUGGUGCUUCUGUAGUGGAACGUAGACUACUUUUGGGGACAAUAUGUUCAACUUGAUCAAAAAAGACAAGGAGAAGGAUGGAGUUAGGAAGGAGAAAAAGGACAAGAGAGAUAGGAGGGAACGGAUGUCUGCAGCUGAGCUCCGAAGCCUUGAUGAGAUGAGCAUGAGGCGGGGAUUCUUCAACCUCAACAGGAGCUCCAAGCGGGACUCCAAGAACAAGUUGGAGAUCUCGAACCCGAUCCCUAUUAAAGUUGCCAGCAGCACUGAGCUCAACCUGACUGACAUUGAGUCGGAUGGCCUCAGUAACCGCAGCAGCAUGGUCCUGGAUGCAGAUCAGCUCAGCGCGGCCAGCUCCAGUGAUGAUCUGAAGGGCGAUUAUGGUCAAGAUGGCCAUCGGAGCUCUGUCAAGGAGCGGGCAGCUAGGUUUGGCUCCCUCGCCAUGCAAAACUCACAAAUGGGUUCCAUCAUGAAGCGCUUCUCGUUUUCUCAGAGGAAUAAAGAUGAAAGUCCGUCCGAAGGUUCCACACCUUCUGGGCAGAACUCUGCUGCCCCGUCACCACAGGUAGAGACCAAGAUGUUUGACCCCCAACGAAAGCCUAGUCUUCAACAUCAGCAGCAGCAGCAGCAGCCUCCUACUGGGAAAAAGGUGCAGAUUCCUGAGAUUGUGGAUAAGACGUUUCCUGCGGACCUCCGCUUGCCUGCUGUCGUGCCACCGCAGACGCCCGAAGUUCGGGAGCUGGUUCUCCAGAGGCGGAACACUGGAGAUUUUGGGUUCUCCUUGCGGCGCACCACCAUGUUGGACCGUGGCACGGAUGGGACGGUAUAUCGCAGAGUAGUGCACUUUGCAGAGCCAGGUGCCGGCACCAAGGACCUGGCUCUUGGUUUGGUUCCCGGAGACAGGCUGGUCGAGAUCAAUGGGCGAAAUGUGGAGAACAAGAGCAGGGAUGAGAUCGUGGAGAUGAUUCGGCAGUCAGGCGACACGGUUCGCCUUAAAGUUCAGCCCAUUCUGGAGUUAAGCGAGCUGAGCCGAUGCUGGCUGAGGAACACCGAAGGGCUGCGGCGGGAAGCAUUUGACGUGAAAACAGAGGAGCAGAUAGCUGCAGAGCAAGCAUGGUAUGGCUCGGAGAAAGUGUGGCUGGUCCACAAGGAUGGAUUCUCUCUGGCUACUGUGGUGAAGACGGAGACUGGCAGUCUACCAGAGGGGAAAGUGAAAAUCAAACUGGAGCAUGAUGGGACAGUACUGGACGUGGACGAGGAUGACGUAGAAAAGGCAAACCCGCCGUCAUUUGACCGCUGUGAGGACUUGGCUGCUCUGCUCUAUCUGAAUGAGUCCAGUGUCAUGCAUUCUCUGCGCCAGCGCUAUGGAGGAAACCUCAUCCACACACAUGCGGGGCCCAACAUGGUGAUUAUCAACCCUAUCAGCGCCCCCUCCAUGUACUCGGAGAAGGUGAUGCACAUGUUCAAAGGCUGUCGACGGGAGGACACAGCACCUCAUAUAUAUGCAGUGGCCCAAUCUGCCUACCGAAACCUUCUGACAACAAGACAGGACCAGUCCAUCGUGCUUCUGGGAAAGAGUGGCAGUGGCAAGACCACAAACUGCCAGCAUUUAGUCCAGUACCUGGUGUCCAUCGCCGGCAGCACUGGAAAGAUUUUUACUGCUGAGAAAUGGCAAGCGGUCUACACAAUCCUAGAGGCCUUUGGAAACAGUGCUACCUCCAUGAACAAUAACGCAAGCCGCUUUUCCCAGAUCGUCUCGCUGGAUUUUGACCAGGCUGGUCAGGUGGCCUCUGCUUCCAUCCAGACCAUGCUGCUGGAGAAGCUGAGGGUGGUGAAACGACCAGAGACUGAGUCCACUUUUAAUGUUUUUUACUACAUGAUGGCUGGAGCAGACAGCACACUCAGAACGGAGUUGCAUUUUAACCACUUUGCAGAGAACAGUGCUUUUGGGAUUGUGCCUCAAUCUAAGCCUGAGGACAAACAAAAGGCAUCACAACAGUUUACUAAACUGCAGGCGGCUAUGAAGGUGCUGGGCAUUUCCUCUGAAGAACAGAAAGCUCUGUGGCUCAUCCUUGGGGCCAUAUAUCAUCUUGGAGCUGCAGGGGCCACCAAAGCAGAGACUGAUGAAGCGGGCCGGAAACAAUUUGCUCGUCAUGAGUGGGCCCAAAAGGCGGCUUACCUCUUGGGUUGCACUCUCGAAGAGCUCUCGUCUGCUAUCUUCAAACACCAGCCCAAAGGAUCCUUACAGAGAUCCACCUCAUUCCGCCAGGGACCAGAUGAUGUUGGGACAGGAGACAACUCAGCUCCAAAGAUCACAGCUCUGGAGUGUCUGGAGGCCAUGGCUGCUGGGCUUUACUCUGAGCUCUUUACUUUGGUCAUCUCACUUGUUAACCGAGCGCUGAAGUCGAGUCAGCAUUCCCUGUGCUCUCUGCUUAUUGUGGACACUCCAGGAUUCCAGAACCCAAAGUUAGCAAAGCGUGACCGCGGUGCCACCUUCGAGGAGCUGUGCCACAACUACGCCCAGGAGCGUCUACAAACGCUUUUUCAUGAACGCACCUUUGUACAGGAGAUGGAGCGCUACAAGGAGGAGAACAUAGAGCUUGCAUUAGAUGACAUAGAGUCCAGUACAUCUCUGUCUGUAGCAGCUAUAGACCAAGCCUCAACUCAAGCAUUGGUAAGACACUUGGCCAGGACAGAUGAGGCGAGAGGCCUGCUGUGGCUGAUGGAGGAAGAAGCUCUGCAGCCGGGGGGCUCGGAGGAAACUCUGCUGGAAAGACUGUUCAGUUAUUACAGCCCUGUGGAUGGAGAGACCAAAGGCCCCGCCUUGCUGCUGAAGAGUGAGAAGGUACAUCACUUCUUGUUGGGUCACAGCCAUGGGACUGACUGGGUGGAGUAUGAUGCUCGGGGAUGGUUGAGCCAUGCCAAACAGAACCCUGCCUCUCAGAAUGCAGCCAUUUUACUGCAGGACUCUCAGAAGAAGAAUAUCAGUAGCUUGUUUAUGGGGCGUUCAGGAGGAGCCACAGUUUUGUCAGGCUCUAUUGCUGGGCUUGAGGGCGGAUCACAGCUGGCCCUGCGCAGGGCCACAAGCAUGAGGAAGACCUUCACCACAGGCGUGGCCGCUGUUAAAAAGAAGUCCCUCUGCAUCCAGAUUAAACUACAAGUCGAUGCACUAAUAGACACAGUGAGGCGGUCCAGGGUGCACUUUGUGCAUUGUCUGCUGCCUAAAGCAGAGACUUUGACUGGGGAUGUGAAGGUGCUAGGAGGACCCUCACCUCGCUCUGGGGAGAUAGAGGCACAUGGAGAAAGCUGUGACAACGGCCUCAUGCAGCUGGAUGUGUGCUUGCUCCGGGCACAGCUCCGCGGCUCCAAACUGCUCGACGCUCUCCGUAUCUACCGCCAAGGUUAUCCCGAUCAUUUGGUCUUUUCGGAGUUCCGUCGCCGCUUUGAUGUACUGACUCCCCACUUGACGAAGAAACAUGGGCGGAACUACAUUGUAACUGAUGAGAGAAGGGCUGUCGAAGAGCUGCUGGAGUCCCUUGAGCUGGAAAAAAGCAGCUAUCACAUGGGCUUGAGUAGGGUGUUUUUCAGAGCAGGUGUUUUGCCUAAACUGGAGGAGCACAGAGAUAUCCAGACCAGACGCAACAUUACCCUGUUUCAGGCUGCGUGCAGAGGCUACCUGGCCCGACAGGCCUUCAAGAAGAGAAAGAUCCAGGACUUGGCAAUCCGCUGCAUCCAGAAAAACAUCAAGAAGAACCGGGGUGUGAAGGGCUGGCCGUGGUGGAAGCUUUUCACCACCGUUCGUCCGCUCAUCGAGGUUCAGCUGACUGAGGAGCAGAUCCGUGGCAAAGACGAGGAAAUUCAGCAGCUCAAGUUGAGGCUGGAGAAAGUGGAGAAGGAGAGGAACGAGUUGAGACUCAAUAGUGACCGACUGGAAAGCAAGAUCACAGAACUGUCAUCGGAGCUUGCCGAUGAGCGCAACACAGGCGAGUCCGCCUCGCAGCUGCUGGAGUCCGAGACCUCGGAGAGACUGAGGCUAGAGAAAGACAUGAAGGAUCUACAGGCCAAGUUUGAUGCUAUGAAGAAGCAGAUGGAGUCUAUGGAGAUGGAAGUGAUGGAGGCACGGCUCAUACGUGCAUCGGAGCUCAACGGUGAAAUGGAUGACGAUGAUACCGGAGGAGAAUGGAGGCUCAAGUAUGAGAGGGCCAUCAGAGAGAUCGAAUUUACCAAGAAGAGACUCCAGCAAGAGUUUGAUGACAAACUAGAGGUGGAGCAGCAAAACAAGAGGCAGCUGGAGAGAAAGCUGACAGACCUGCAGGCGGACAAUGAAGAGGUGCAGCGUGUGGCUCAGCAGCUGAAGAAGAAAUGCCAGAGACUGACAGCCGAGCUGCAGGACACCAAACUGCACCUGGAGGGGCAGCAGAGCCGCAACCACGACCUGGAGAAGAAACAACGCAAGUUUGACUCUGAGCAGACUCAGGCUCAGGAGGAGGUGCAGAGAGAAAAGAGUCAGCGGGAGAAGCUGAGCAGAGAGAAAGACAUGCUGACCGGGGAAGUGUUCAGCCUUAGACAACAACUGGAGGAUAAAGAUCUGGAGAUAUGUGCUGUCCAUCUGAAGCUGGAGCAAUUGGAGGCAGAGCUUCAAGAUCUGAACUCACAGGAGUCAAAGGACGAGGCAUCAUUGGCUAAGGUUAAAAAGCAGCUUCGUGACCUUGAGGCAAAGGUCAAAGAUCAAGAAGAAGAACUCGAUGAGCAGGCUGGAACCAUUCAGAUGCUGGAGCAGGCCAAGCUCCGUCUGGAGAUGGAGAUGGAGAGACUGAGACAGACGCAUUCGAAAGAAAUUGAAAGCAAAGACGACGAGGUGGAGGAGAUCAGACAGUCCUGCAGCAAGAAGCUCAAGCAAAUGGAGGUGCAGCUGGAGGAGGAAUAUGAAGACAAGCAGAAGGUCUUACGGGAGAGGAGAGACCUGGAAGCCAAGCUGAUGAGUGCCCAGGAGCAGGUGAGUCACAGAGAUGUGGAGACAGAGAAACGUCUGAGGAAGGACCUGAAGCGCACAAAGGCCUUGCUGGCUGAUGCCCAGAUCAUGCUGGAUCACCUGAAGAACAACGCUCCCAGCAAGAGAGAGAUCGCUCAGCUCAAAAACCAGCUCGAGGAAUCAGAGUUCACAUGUGCUACUGCAGUCAAAGCACGAAAGUCAAUGGAAGUAGAGAUCGAGGACCUCCAUGUCCAAAUGGACGACAUAUCCAAAUCCAAGCAGACGCUUGAGGAACAGCUGAGUCGUUUGCAGAGGGAGAAGAAUGACCUGCAGUCUCGCAUGGAGGAGGACCAGGAGGACAUGAAUGAACUCAUGAAGAAACACAAAGCUGCUGUUGCCCAGUCCUCACAGAACCUGGCCCAGAUCAGUGACCUGCAAGCCCAGCUGGAGGAGGCCAUGAAGGAGAAACAGGACGUCCAGGAGAAGCUCACGGCCCUGCAGAGUCAGCUAGAGUUCCAAGAGCAGUCCAUGGUGGACAAGUCUCUGGUCAGCCGGCAGGAGGCCAAGAUCCGUGAGCUGGAGACCAAGCUGGAGUUCGAGAAGACACAGGUCAAACGCUUGGAGAGUCUUGUAGCGAGGCUGAAAGAGAAUCUUGAAAAGUUGACUGAGGAACGAGACCAACGCAGUGCCAGCGAGAACCGGGAGAAAGAGCAGAACAAGCGUCUCCUCAGGCAGAUUCGAGACAUCAAGGAGGAGAUGGCCGAGCUGGCCAAGAAGGAAGCGGAAGCCAGCCGCAAGAAACACGAGCUGGAAAUGGAUAUUGAGAGUUUGGAAGCAGCCAACCAGAGUCUCCAGGCGGAUCUCAAGCUGGCCUUCAAGAGGAUCGGAGACCUCCAGGCUGCUAUCGAGGAUGAGAUGGAGAGUGAUGACAAUGAGGAUCUCAUCAACAGUUUACAAGACAUGGUGACUAAGUAUCAGAAACGAAAGAACAAGCUCGAGGGCGCCUCCGAUACCGAUUCUGAGGUGGAGGACCGUGUUGACGGGGUGAAGUCAUGGCUGUCCAAAAACAAGGGCUCUGCCAAGAACCUGUCAGAUGAUGGUAGUCUGAAGAGCUCAAGAUAUGCUGUAAAUGUUGACGGAAAGGAGGGAAAAGAGUGGGAAGAGGGUAAAGAUUGGAAAGACAAUGGCAAAGGUAAAGAAUUAGAACCCAGCAGGCCUGUAUCUGUUAUGAGUUCCCUCAGCUACAGGAAACGCUCCAACAUGAAGGACUCCAUAGGAGGUAAGGGAGAUGAGAGUUCACUCCUCAACACUCUCAAAGAACAAUCCGAUUCCCAGGACCUCUCUUCCUUCCGCAAGAAUAAAGCCAAGCAGGAAGCUGAGGAUGACUCCUACUCUGUCAGCUCCUGGAGGAAGGCAGGAGAUGAUCUUGAUGAUCGGGGUUCUGUCAUCUCUCAGGCCUACUCGGAGGCGGCCAGUCGGGCAAGGAAAGGCAUGGACAGCCGCUGGUCUGAGUUUGAUAAAGAGUCUGUUGUGUCCCCGAGCCGUGUUUCCACCUGUCGUACUGCGAUGGACUUAGAUGAUGAUGCUAUUUCCAGCGUGAGUCGCAUGAGUUCGGUAAGUCGGCGUCGGAGCAUGCAUCGUCUCGAUGAUCGGCAGAGUGAAUACGGUUCAGCCGUCAGCCCCAGCCUGAGCCGCCGUAGCCCAGGCAGCAUGAGCCGUGCCGACUCCCGCAUGUCACUGUCUCGUAGCUGUCGCCUCAGUGAAUUUGACGUGGAUGAUGACGCCCGAAGCAUAGCAUUCAGCGAGGCUCGCUCCAGCGCUUACAGCCCUCACUCCACCUCUGGCCGAAGCUUCUCCAUGCCUCCGCAAGCCCGGAAUACUGACUCCAGCCCGCCUGAUGUCUCAGACGUCAAGCCAGUCAGUCACCGCAACUACCUGGACCCUGACCUGGAGGCUGCCAUCAAUGAAGUAUUAAGCUUCAAACCCAUUAAGUUCAAGCGCACCAGCUUGGAAGACUCUGAAGCGGAGAAAGAUAAGCCGGGCGAGGUGGAGGAUGACAAGAAGAGCGUCAGCAGCUCUAGGACUGGCAGAGACAGCGGACGCUCCUCUAGCUUGCGCCGCUCGGCUUCAGCCGUGGACUUCAUGCGUUCCAGCAGUAGACUCAGCACACGCAGCAGCCACAGCAAAAAGGGCAAGAGCAAGAAGAAGAAGAAAAGCCACAGCUCCGAAUCGGACAGCUCCGACAGCUCUGACGACAACCGCAAGAAGAAGAGCUCCAAGAAGAAGGGCAAGAAAUCCAAGAAGAAGUCCAGGAAAGAGUCUUCAUCUUCCUCCUCAUCCUCUGAGUCUGAGUCUAGCACAGAGUCGGAUUCCAGUUCAGGAGCGUCCACUAUUUCUUACAGAAGCUCCAGCAGUAUCAAGAAAGCCCCUGGCAGGCAGGCCUCAGGCUCUGAGGGUGAGCUAGAGCCUGAAGGUCCCUCUGAAGGAGCUCCACCACGGUCUAAGAAAGAAGAGAAGAAGAGGAAGAAGAAAGUAGACAAUCUUAUGAUGAAGUACCUGUACAGGCCUGACAGUGACUAAAGAUGGCAGUAGCCCACCCUCCAGCCGCAGACGCUUCUGCCUUGACAGAUCUGACGAGGAAGAGGAAGAA
This is a messenger RNA of Megalobrama amblycephala (Wuchang bream), 7846 nucleotides long. Its product is annotated as unconventional myosin-XVIIIa-like. The record is from RefSeq and is a predicted model, not a curated record. Gene Ontology annotation, molecular function: protein binding; ATP binding; cytoskeletal motor activity. Gene Ontology annotation, cellular component: myosin complex. Lineage: Eukaryota; Metazoa; Chordata; Actinopteri; Cypriniformes; Xenocyprididae.